Molecule: messenger RNA, 734 nt
Organism: Cherax quadricarinatus
Lineage: Eukaryota; Metazoa; Arthropoda; Malacostraca; Decapoda; Parastacidae
Source: RefSeq, a predicted model, not a curated record
CCUCGUGUGUACGUGCAUGUAAGGUAGAGACGUCUGGUAACAGCGAGCAGCUAUAAAAGACCCAGUGCGUGUGGUGUUCUUCACACUCAGCAACAUGUCGCUCUUAGCACAGGUCAUCCUCGCUUCAGCUGUGGCUCUCGCUGCUAGCCAGUGCCCAGAUGAAUUCUUCGAGGCCGGAAGUGGAUGCUACGCUGUCAUAGACGAGCCAGGGCAGAACAUAACCUGGAGUCAAUGUCGCAGCCUCUGUCAGGAACUUAAUGCAGAUAGUGACCUGGCAACCUUCGACAACGCUGAACAGCUGGCAGCUUUCUCACUUGCUUGGCUCACAGAAGGUGCUUCAUAUGAAGACUAUCCCUACAUGUGGAUAGGUGUUAGUAAGGUGGACGGGGAAUGGCAGUCGCUGGACGGGAAGCCGGUAUCCCUACAGAGCGACAUGUGGGGAGAAGGUCACCCACAUGAGAUGGGAACAUCUGCUUUCCUCAUUGAUGUCACAAUGGCAAACGGCAUUGAGUCGUACGGUCGUCAGUACUACCAUUGUUCAAUGGGCACUUUUGAGUUCCACAGACGCUGUCUAUGUAGGUCUCAGUAAACCUUCAACUGAAUCACGAUGCUAACACUCCUGCUAAAAAUUAUACAUCAAGAUGUGAGAACUACUGUGUGUUAAAAACUAUCUUAACAUUAUAACAUAGAUGGGUUUGUGUUGAUUUAAUAAUAAAACUUAAUGACUGACGUGA